GUGCUGCGUCAACACCUUGUCGCCUGUUGCUCGGAGAAGGACAGCUUCACUUGACCUUCAACAAUUUCAUUUUAUCUUCAUAUUACCUUCUUCAUCUUUUUUUAGAGCUCUACCACCUUCUUCAGAGCUUUUAGAAUUGAAAAGACGUCUCCAUGGCUGAUCGCUACUCGUUCUCUUUGACUACCUUCUCCCCCAGUGGGAAGCUGGUACAAAUUGAAUAUGCCUUGAACGCCGUCAACCAAGGCGUAACUGCCCUCGGAAUCAAAGCAACAAAUGGGAUUGUUCUUGCUACCGAAAAGAAGUCGUCCUCCCCACUCAUUGACCCUCCCUCCCUCUCCAAGAUUUCCCUCAUCACGCCGGAUAUCGGUAUGGUCUAUGCUGGAAUGGGUCCGGACUACCGUGUACUAGUCGACAAGGCUCGCAAAGUCUCUCACACUGGCUACAAACGCAUCUAUAACGAGUACCCUCCAACUCGGAUACUGGUGCAAGAUGUUGCACGUGUCGUGCAGGAAGCAACACAAUCUGGUGGUGUCCGACCAUAUGGUGUCAGCUUGCUGAUCGCUGGCUGGGAUGAGGGUAUCGAGCCCGAAACAGGUGAAGCUCAACGCGGUGAUGAGGAGGACGAUCUCAAGAAGGCUACAGUAGCUACUGGUAAGACUGGUGGUAUCCUGAAGGGCGGUCCCAGCUUGUACCAAGUCGACCCCAGCGGCAGUUACUAUCCCUGGAAAGCCACGGCCAUUGGAAAGCAUGCAACCAGCGCCAAGACGUUCCUGGAGAAGCGGUACACAGAGGGGCUGGAGCUUGAAGAUGCCAUCCAUAUCGCCCUCCUUACUCUGAAAGAGACUAUCGAGGGUGAGAUGAACGGAGACACAAUAGAAAUCGGUAUUGUUGGCCCUCCCGCGGAUCAUCUUCUGGGUUAUGAAGGCGUUGAAGGAGCCAGAGGCCCCCGGUUCAGGAAGUUGACCAAAGAGGAGAUUGAAGAUUAUCUCACCAAUCUAUGAUGGAUUUUGUUUUGGUACGGUUUCUCAACUCUGCCAAGCCUUGUAGCAUAAUAGACGAUUCUUGAAUUCUACAAGGUCCCUUCGACCUAAUGACCAAAUUCAUAUGAGCAUUGCCCCUUAGAGUUCAGUGGAUACCCC
Molecule: messenger RNA, 1139 nt
Organism: Aspergillus novofumigatus IBT 16806
Lineage: Eukaryota; Fungi; Ascomycota; Eurotiomycetes; Eurotiales; Aspergillaceae
Gene: pre8
Product: proteasome core particle subunit alpha 2
Exons: 5
Coding region: 153-1001 (282 amino acids)
Biological process (GO): ubiquitin-dependent protein catabolic process
Cellular component (GO): proteasome core complex, alpha-subunit complex; proteasome core complex
Source: RefSeq, a predicted model, not a curated record